CCCGUAUAGUACCUAGGAGGUACCUACCUAGGUAAGGUAAGCCCCAAGGUAACCCGCAGGUAAGAGGCAGGUAGGGUACGUAGCUACCUAAACGUGUGCCUCAGGUAACUUCCCUGCGCGCCGACGUCGAUCAUAGCUGCCUUGUUCUCCUCUCUCCGCCCUCUUUCCGCUCACCUUGUUUGUUGACUAUCGACCUCUCUCUCCUUACGAGUAGAUCCUCCUCCCAGCCUCCGUUCCAUGUCCAUUUGAUUUCGCGCGCUGGGCACUAUACACCUUGGGAAUAGCCUGUCUUUCGUCCCUAGAGUCCGUUAGCAGCAGCAUCCCCACCACUUCGAUGCUGUGCCCACUGCCGUAAAGCCAUUGCUUGCUCGGCCAGGCCUCUUGUUGGCAGCAGAUACUUCGCCGCUCCUCCUCCCGCCAUGAGGCUCAGUCUCUGGUCCGCCCUCGCGGCGCUGGCUCUAGCCGCUGUCGAUGCCUCGACCUUGACGCCUCCCGUGCUGCCGUUAAUCGUGCGAAAUCCAUACUUAUCCAUCUGGCUCGCGCGUGCCCGCGAUGCUCCCUGGGAAAACUGGCCAAUGUUUUACACCGGCAGUACCGUCGGCUUUGCCAUCAUGGCCGUGGUGCCUGAGGCUAGGACGGUAUACCCUCUGUUGGGUCGCUCACAUGAUUUUCUCCCGCACUCGCCAAGCUACCAGGUUUCCUUCCCGCAAUAUGACGGCGCCACCUUCGACGCUUCCACCACGAACCUCACAUACACCCUCCAAGGCUCUGACGUAAAGAUCACUCUUUCGUUCCUAUCCCCCAUCACCCCCACCUCAACGUUGAGGCAAUCUCUGCCGGCAGGGUACCUUACUUGCGUCGUCGAGGGCUCGACUGAUGUCAGUCUCUACAUGGAUGUAAAUGGAGAGUGGAUUAGUGGCAACCGAGACAAUAAGAUUGUGUGGAAACUGGCCCACACUGCUAAGAACGAGCACUCGAGAACCCCGAUCAAAACUUGGAGUAUCACACGGCACCAGGAAGAACUCCUGACCGAGUUCUUCGAUCAUGCCGAAUGGGGUACUGUACAUAUCUCUGCCCCGGCUGAUGCGGAACAUCAGUCCGGAGAGGCAAGCUCCAUCCGCCGUCAUUUUGCUGAGCACGGGUCGCUCAAGAAUCAGGUGGAUGAUACCUAUCGUGGUAUUUUCGAAGACGAACCCAUCUUCGCCUUUUCUAAAACUUUCAAGCUCGGUGGAGGUAAUAACUCGUCGCAUCCCGCCUCCCAGAAGAGUAUCGUUUUCAGUUUUGCCCUCACGCAGGAUCCUGUCGUCCAGUUCGCCUCUGCCAGGGGCUUGACUUGGAUGCGACCCCUUUGGGCGUCCUAUUUCCAAACCGCCCAAGGGAUGUUGCAGUACCAUUUUGACGACUACGAUACAGCUGCAUAUCUAGCCAGUAAUUAUUCGGCACAGCUUGCUCGAGACGCGUAUGCUUCGGGUUCUCAGGAUUACCAGGACAUCGCCGCAUUGUCGGCUCGACAGGUACUUGGAGCCACCCAAUUCUCCGGAACCCCAGGCGGCCCAAUCAUAUUUCUCAAGGAGAUCUCUUCAAAUGGAAAUUUCCAGACUGUUGACGUUAUCUUCCCGUCGUUCCCGUUUUUCCUGUAUACCAACCCACAAUGGCUAGCAUAUCUCUUGGAACCUCUACUAGAACAUCAACUGAGCGGCCAAUACCCCAACGAUUACAGCAUGCACGAUCUUGGGACACACUUCCCGAACGCUACUGGACAUCCCGACGGAAACGACGAAUACAUGCCCGUCGAGGAGUGCGGCAAUAUGCUCAUCAUGGGUCUAGCGAUCGUAAAUGCGUUGAAGGAUAAUACGCAGCCCGCGUUUGCUAGGACAAAAUCUCAAGUAGCCUUACCCCCGAGUUUAGAAUCUACACGGAAAACACAUCUAGUCGAUGCAUACGGGAUGGAUCGUACAUGGGAAGAGAUGGGAACAUCAGGCGAAAAGGCUGCAGAGAAAUGGGUUCGCCGCUCGUACAAGUUAUGGGAGAAAUGGACUGGUUAUCUCGUCCGGGAAUCACUCAUCCCUGCUAAUCAACUGUCUACUGAUGACUUUGCUGGCUGGCUGGCCAACCAGACCAACCUAGCGCUCAAAGGAAUCAUCGGUAUCAAGGCUAUGAGCGAGAUCGCUAGCGUUGCUGGCAAGGAAGCCGAGUCCCGGCAGUACAGCGAUAUUGCUGACGAAUACGUGGAAAAAUGGCAGGAUUUCGGUCUGUCGAGAGACAAGACGCACGCGAAAUUGGCAUAUACCUGGUAUGGUUCAUGGACAACACUUUAUAACAUCUUCGCCGACGCACUACUCUGCUUCCACCUGCCUGCGAAUGGAUCCUGGUCGCUGGGGUCGGGUAGAUCCCGAGACUCGGGGAUCCAGCAGACGAUAGUCAGCAGCGCCAAGAGCAAUCCGAAGCUGACCUUCAUCCCUGAUGAUAUCUACAAGAAACAGAGUGACUGGUAUCAUUCAGUGCUUCAGAGAUACGGCUUACCCCUAGACAGCCGACACUUAUAUACAAAGAGCGACUGGGAGUUCUUCGCGGCUGCUGUGGCGAGCAAGAAGGUGCGAACAGAGAUAUUGCGGCAUGUUGCGACGUGGGUUAAUGAGACAGUGACUGAUCGACCAUUGACGGACCUUUAUGAGACGGAAGGCGAUGGAGGAUUCCCUGGUCCGAAUUUUAUGGCCCGUCCGGUGGUGGGAGGUCAUUUCGCCUUUCUUGCCCUGGAGAGAGCCUGUGGGGGUAAAGCUACGGAGGGUUUGAGGUUCCUGGACGAAAUGGACCCUGUCAAAAUCGAUAUCGAGCAAGCUUUGAGGGCAGACGUGGAUGGAAACCAAGUUGAAACAGAUGAACUAUGAUAACAACUUAGAGAGACGAGGGUGUUGUCCUCCCAACCCCCCAAGCCAGCCUGACAAUUAUGCGGUGGUGCUUACAUCUGUAACUACCUGAGACCUAAGGCGAGGCCGGUAGGGGAUCCGGCCCGCCAGCAUGUGGCACGAAGCGACGGCCUAGUUGCAUCUUGGGGCUAGAGAGGAAGAACAUUUUUGGAAGGACUAGGCAGGUCAGAGUUCAGCAUGACGUAUCGCAUGUGAAGUCUCUAUGUUUAGAUGCU
Messenger RNA from Durotheca rogersii, 3142 nucleotides. Its product is annotated as DUF1793-domain-containing protein. The record is from RefSeq and is a predicted model, not a curated record. The transcript has 3 exons. Lineage: Eukaryota; Fungi; Ascomycota; Sordariomycetes; Xylariales; Xylariaceae. Bases 420 to 2888 code for a protein of 822 amino acids.